CGAUUCCUCGGCUCGCCAAGUUUCAUCAAUUUGUGAAGGUGUCCCAGCGGGGUGCUGGUGUCCGCCGCGUGUAUAGUGCAAGAAGGAAGUGCGCGUGUGUUGUGUUGUGUUUGAUCGUGUGCGACGGGUGGUGAAUGCGCUGAGAUGGGAAUUGCGACCGGCGACAGCGAGGAAUGUGGCGGGAACAACGCAGGCAGUGCGUGCGCACGCUUGCUGGCGCUGGCGGCAGGUGGAGCCCCGCCGGCCGGUAUCUGCCAGAUCGUCGGGGAACAGCUGGUCGGCGGCGAGUUCGACAUGGAGCUCAACUUCGUGAUCCAGGACGCGCAGAACAUCAAGCACAUGCUGGAGCUGCUGGACCACUGCCCGCCCAACCUCCAGGCGGAGAUCUGGAGCGUCUUCAUCGCAAUCUUGCGGAAGAGCGUGCGCAACCUGCAGGCGUGCACGGACGUCGGCCUGAUCGAGCACGUGCUGCACAGGCUGAGCCGCGCGGACACGGUGGUCGCGGAUCUCCUAAUUGAAAUGUUGGGCGUACUGGCCAGUUACAGUAUAACUGUAAAAGAACUGAAGCUGCUGUUUGGUGCAAUGAAGGCUGUGAACGGAAAAUGGCCCAGGCACUCCCCAAAACUACUAAAUGUUCUGCGUCAGAUGCCUCAAAGGAAUGGGCCAGAUGUGUUCUUCAGUUUCCCUGGCCGAAAAGGCUCUGCCAUCGUUCUGCCUCCUCUUGCAAGGUGGCCGUAUGAAAAUGGUUUUACUUUCACAACCUGGUUCCGUUUAGAUCCCAUUAACUCUGUAAAUAUUGAGAGGGAAAAGCCAUAUUUGUACUGUUUCAAAACAAGCAAGGGAGUUGGAUACUCGGCACAUUUUGUUGGAAACUGUUUAGUGCUGACGUCUAUGAAGGUGAAAGGGAAAGGUUUCCAGCACUGUGUAAAAUAUGAGUUUCAACCUAGAAAGUGGUAUAUGAUUGCUAUUGUGUAUAUAUACAAUAGAUGGACAAAAAGUGAAAUAAAAUGCCUUGUUAAUGGACAGUUAGCUUCCAGUACAGAGAUGGCAUGGUUUGUUUCAACAAAUGAUCCAUUUGACAAGUGCUAUAUUGGUGCUACUCCAGAACUGGAUGAAGAAAGAGUCUUUUGUGGCCAGAUGUCAGCAAUUUAUCUCUUUAGUGAAGCAUUAACGACACAUCAGAUAUGUGCUAUGCACAGACUUGGCCCUGGCUACAAAUGUCAGUUUCGGUUUGACAAUGAGUGCAACCUGAGCCUGCCCGACAAUCACAAACGGGUGAGUGAGCCGGCCGCUGCAGCCCCCGCCCCUGCCCCCUCACGCAUGCUGGACAACCACGCCUUGCUCUCUGUGUUGUAUGAUGGAAAACUGUCAAGUGCCAUUGUGUUCAUGUACAAUCCUGUAGCAACAGACAGCCAAUUGUGUUUGCAGUCUGCCCCAAAAGGCAAUAUUUCGUAUUUUGUACAUACUCCUCAUGCGCUUAUGCUACAGGAUGUCAAAGCAGUCAUUACUCAUUCCAUCCACAGUACUCUUAAUUCUAUAGGGGGAAUUCAAGUCCUGUUUCCACUGUUUUCACAACUUGAUAUGCCUUAUGACUGUGGUGUUGGAGCAACAGAUACCAAGAAAGACUCUUCACUGUGUUCAAAACUUCUUGGGUUUAUUUGUGAGCUUGUUGAGAGCUCUCAAACUGUUCAGCAGCAUAUGAUACAGAAUAGGGGUUUCCUUGUGAUCAGUUACAUGCUUCAGAGAUCAUCAAGAGACCAUUUAACACUGGAAGUGCUCAGUUCAUUUCUUGGACUGACAAAAUACCUUGUGACAUGCCUGAGCUCAAAUAGUGAACUGCUUCUGAAACAGUUAUUUUGUUUCUCGUUCCUGACGUGGCAGCUGCUGGACCAUGUGCUGUUCAACCCUGCAUUAUGGAUCUACACCCCUGCACCAGUACAAACUCGGCUCUACUCCUACUUAGCAACAGAGUUCCUUGCCGAUACCCAGAUCUACUCCAAUGUGCGCCGUGUUUCAACAGUCCUACAGACGGUGCACACACUGAAGUACUAUUAUUGGGUAACAAACCCACGUGCCAAAAGUGGAAUAACACCUAAAGGACUAGAUGGACCGAGACCACCACAGAAAGAUAUACUGGCAAUACGUGCAUACAUUCUCUUAUUUCUAAAACAGCUGAUUAUGAUUGGAAAUGGAGUAAAGGACGAUGAACUACAAAGUAUUCUAAAUUACCUCACAACGAUGCAUGAAGAUGAGAAUUUACAUGACGUACUGCAGAUGCUUAUAUCAUUGAUCUCUGAACAUCCAGCUUCAAUGGUUCCUGCAUUUGAUGUGAAGCAAGGAGUACGCACUAUCUUCAAGUUACUUGCUGCUGAGAGUCAGUUGAUCAGGCUCCAGGCACUGAAGCUCCUGGGUUUCUUUCUGAGCCGCAGCACACACAAGAGGAAAUAUGAUGUCAUGAGCCCUCAUAAUCUUUACACAUUGCUUGCUGAGAGACUGCUGCUAAAUGAAGAAACUCUGACUCUGCCAACAUAUAACGUACUAUAUGAGAUAAUGACAGAGCACAUCAGUCAACAGAUACUGUAUACAAGACAUCCAGAACCUGAGUCACACUUUAGACUGGAAAAUCCAAUGAUCUUGAAGGUUGUUGCCACAUUAAUCCGCCAGUCUAAACAGACAGAACAACUUUUGGAUGUUAAGAAGCUGUUUCUAUCAGAUAUGACGUUGCUUUGUAAUAACAAUAGAGAAAACAGGAGAACAGUUCUUCAGAUGUCAGUGUGGCAGGAAUGGCUAAUAGCAAUGGCAUACAUCCAUCCAAAAAAUACAGAAGAGCAAAAGAUUUCAGACAUGGUGUACUCUUUGUUUCGAAUGCUACUUCAUCAUGCCAUUAAGCAUGAAUAUGGAGGAUGGAGAGUUUGGGUUGAUACUCUUGCAAUUGUUCAUUCAAAAGUCUCAUAUGAAGAGUUUAAGCUGCAGUUUGCUCAAAUGUAUGAACAUUAUGAAAGGCAGAGAUCAGACAACAUCACAGAUCCAGCUGUGCGCCAGCAGAGACCUAUUAGCACAAUCUCUGGCUGGGACCAGCAGCAUCACAUUGUUAAUGGCUACCACCACAGUCACCCGACAGUCUCCAGUUGGCAGUCCUCAGCGGACAAUAAGGACAUGCCUCCUGUGUGCAGCUGUGGUCUGGGAUCACCAGAGCAUGAGGAUACUGCCAAGUGUGGCAGUGAAGAUGAUAAGCAGCCAAGUGACAUGCUUUCCAUAGGCUCAAGUACAUGCAAUCUCUAUAGUGAUGUAUGCAAAGCGGAAUCAUCAUCACUCAACAUUGAUGACAACCACAACUCUGAUACAGAUAGACCAAAGUUUGAAGCUGGUGACAGACUAGAAGAAAGUUCUCCAACACCACAAAUGGAAGGCUCAUCCCAACCCACUGUAACAACAGAGGGUAGCUCAGAAGAAGCCCUCGUGUCUCCGGUUUCUGGUACAGACGGUGCAAGUGUAGACUUAGAUGUGUACAAGGGUGACGAAGAGACCUCAAUAGAAGGAAUCAGUGGCAGUUGUGAGGAUAGUGGUGUUGUUGAAGGUUCUUAUAGUGAGGGUGCUGCUAAAGAUGUUUCAGAUGCGUGUGAGACAGCUCGUGAUGAAAAUGAGAAGAUUUUACUUUCUGAAAGCAGAGAAGAAAGUACUGAAAGCAGUGUAACAGAGAAUGUGGUGAGUGGUGUAGAUGUAGUAGAAAGUGUUAGUAAAGAUAUUGCUCAAAAACCUGAGGGAGAAAGUACUGCACAAGUGUUUGAAUUAGAUUCUUCCCAUCUUAGUUCAUUAGAGGCAGAUACUAGUUUUGAUGAAUUAGUGGAAACUAAAAGUGAAAUCCUCAAGAAAGAGUCAGAUGUUUUAGAGUUCGUUAGCAGGGAGAUGACAGUACAAGUUGAAAGGGAAGUUAUUGACAGUGACACAUCGGAAGCGUACUUGACACCGACUGACACUACUGACGUGACCAGUGAGAAGAAAGAUAAUGAAGGUGAAGAAUCAGAAGAGCGACUUCAAGAGCCAAAAGAUAAGAAUGUGGACUUGGAAGCAAAAAGUGAUGUAGAGGGAAGAGUUGUGACAGAUGAAAGUGUUCUAGUAGUGGUUGAUAAAGAUAGUGUAGAUUUUUCUCCUCUGCAUGAGGAAGACAGGUAUCAGGAUGAUGUUUCUUGUGCUGCAGACAGUGAGAGAGACCAAGAAAAUAGUGCUGUCAGUAGUGUAGGUGCCAUUGUGAUUCCUAGUGUAGAAUCUGAACCAUGCACUCACAGUGAAAUUGAAGAACGAGUGCUCAGUGAAAGUGAAAGAACAGAUUUCUUAAAAUCUGAAGUGACGGACUUUCCAGCUAGUGACAUAAGCUGUCAAAAAGCUGAGGUAGAUGAUGUAAAAGUGACUGCUGCCUCUGACACAUUAAAUAAUAAUUGUGAUAUGUUAUCUCAGAAUUCUUCUCAGGUGCCAAAUAUUGUUGAAAGUGAGUCUAAUGAAAAUAAGGCCUUUAGAACUGUAGAUUGUGAGGUAAGUGAUAGGACUACUAUUACAGUGGAAAGUGAAAUAGUGCCUCCGCAAUCGAGCGAAGAAAUUUCUGUAAAUAAUACCUCAGAUGUACCUGCAUCCACUGCUGAAACGAAAGACAGUAUGGCUAUUGAACAGGUUGGAGACACUGUGUGCACUACUGCAAUACCUACUUAUCAAGCAUCACCUCAAAAGCGGCCACACAGCUCUUCGACUUCGACACAAGUGGAUCCAGUUCACUUUGAAACAAAACGAACAAAACCAUCACCAGUGCCUCAAAAUUCCUCUCGCCCCAUGUUUAGUCCUGGGCCAACGAGACCACCUUUUAGAAUACCAGAAUUCAAGUGGUCUUAUAUCCAUCAGCGUUUGCUAUCUGAUGUCCUUUUUUCUCUAGAGACUGAUAUUCAGGUUUGGAGAAGCCAUUCAACGAAGUCUGUACUAGAUUUUGUAAACAGCAGUGAAAAUGCUAUUUUUGUUGUAAAUACUGUGCACCUGAUUUCACAAUUAGCAGACAACCUCAUUAUUGCCUGUGGUGGCCUUUUGCCUUUGUUGGCAUCUGCAACAUCACCUAAUUGCGAGCUUGAUGUAAUCGAACCUACUCAGGGUAUGCCUAUUGAAGUCGCUGUUUCAUUCCUGCAGCGGCUUGUCAACAUGGCAGAUGUUCUUAUUUUUGCCAGUUCACUAAAUUUUGGUGAACUAGAGGCUGAGAAAAAUAUGUCAAGUGGUGGAAUUCUUAGACAAUGCUUGAGACUAGUAUGUACCUGUGCUGUGCGAAACUGUCUGGAAUGUAAAGAACGCUCGAGACAGUUUCCAACACCCACUCCAACAACUGUCAACAAUAACAACAAAGCAGCUCAUCUUCAGUCACUCAUUAGAGGGGUUCAGGCGUCGCCCAAGAAUAUAGUUGAAAAUCUUGCUAGCCAGUCAAGCCCAGUAAAAGACCCAGAGAAACUCUUGCAAGACAUGGAUGUAAAUAGACUACGAGCAGUAAUUUAUAGAGAUGUGUAUUUUCGAUACCAAAUUCAGGAGGAGACCAAACAAGCACAGUUCCUGUCACUGGCCAUAGUGUACUUCAUUUCGGUGUUGAUGGUGUCCAAGUAUCGUGACAUACUGGAGCCACCUGUCGCGCCACGGCCUCCCAGCCCGGGGCCAGGUCCAGUGCUGCGGAACGAUGGCGGUUCCCACCACAGCAGCAGUCCUCCAGAGACUGGAGCGAGGCCUCUCUUCCCACAGUGGUCCCAUCAUGUUUAUCCUCAGUUCCUUCCUGGGUCUCAUCCCAAUGCUGUUCAACAGCCUUUCCUUCGCCGUCAUCCUUUUUACAAAAAUCACAACAACAACAACAAUAACAACAACAACAACAACAAUCAUGUGCCAACUAGGUAUAGGAACUCAACCAUAAAUAAUCAAGCUCACCCUCGUGAAAUAUGCCAACAACUUUCUCAUGACGAUGGUGAAUAUGAAGUAAUAGUCGUAGAUGAAAAUAACUCAUCUGUCCUGGCUGACCACGACACUCAUUCGAGUGGACCACCAUCUCUUAAGGGUAACACCCGCUCGAGAACAUCAUCACACGCUUCCUCCCUUAACCAUCCUUAUGAUGUAGAGCCAGCAGAUGGUAUUCAGAGGUACACCAGAGCUCCUACAACCAACAUGCUUGCUAACAAGAGUGGAGACUCUGCAGAAGACAGUAGUUCACUUCAGCUAAACACAACAGAGCAUAUGCAAAAUGCAGAACACAGUGAUGUAAAUGCAAUAACAGAAGAUGAGAGGUCUACACCGAUUGUCAAUGAUGAUAGCUGGACUGAUGUCAACUUAAAUGAAGAGGGUCCUGAGAUAGCAUUGUCAUCUGAUUCAAUGCAUAACAACUUGCAUGAUGGACAUGAUAACAGUCGUGGUGAAAAGCCUCGUACAGAAAUAUCUGUUGUACGUGUUCCGGAUGGUAUGUGCCCUACUCCUGCACAGAUGAGGCCAGAUGAACUGCCCAUAAAACCUAUGGUUGAACACUUGGCUGUCCCUACACCAUCUCGAGAGGCUUCACUCACACAGAAGCUAGAAAUGGCUCUGGGCUCUGUCUGUCCAUUACUGCGGGAAAUAAUGGUUGACUUUGCUCCUUUCCUCUCUAAAACCCUGGUUGGAUCACAUGGGCAGGAACUUUUAAUGGAAGGCAAAGGUUUAACAACUUUCAAAAAUAGCAAUUCUGUUGUUGAACUAGUUAUGCUCUUGUGUUCACAAGAAUGGCAGAACUCUCUGCAGAAACAUGCAGGCCUUGCAUUUAUUGAAUUGAUCAACGAGGGGCGAUUGUUAUCUCAUGCAAUGAAGGACCACAUUGUACGAGUGGCAAAUGAAGCAGAAUUUAUUUUAAACAGAAUGCGAGCUGAUGAUGUUCUGAAGCAUGCUGACUUUGAGUCACAAUGUGCACAGACACUUCUUGACCGCCGAGAGGAAGAGAGAAUGUGUGACCAUUUAAUCACAGCUGCCCGCCGUAGAGACAAUGUUAUAGCAAGUAGACUUUUGGAAAAAGUUCGCAACAUUAUGUCCAACAAGCAUGGAGCAUGGGGAUACAUGGACCCACAAGCAGCAAAAAUGAAUGAAUUCUGGAAACUGGAUGCCUGGGAGGAUGAUGCUAGACGCAGAAAGAGAUUUGUCCAUAAUCCGCUUGGUUCAAGCCAUCCAGAGGCAACUCUUAAGGCUGCACUUGAACAUGGGGCUCCAGAAGAUGCAAUCCUGCAGGCAAGAGAAGAGUUCCAUGCACAACUUGCAGCAUCCCGUGCACAACAGCAGCAACUGCAGUCUAAUGAUCUGAUGGAUGACAGUGAACUGCUAGCUGAUGACCGUGAUCUUGAUGUUGAUCUCACUGGUCCUGUGAACAUUAGUACUAAAGCAAAGCUGGUAGCACCAGGCAUUGUAGCACCUGGCAUGGUAUCUAUUACAUCAACAGAGCUGUACUUUGAAGUAGACGAGGAUGAUCCUGAGUACCGGAAGAUUGAUUCUGAGGUGCUCAAGUACUGCGACCACCUCCAUGGCAAGUGGUACUUCUCGGAGGUGCGAGCCAUCUUCUCACGUCGGUACCUGCUGCAGAAUGUCGCCAUCGAAAUCUUCCUCGCCAGCAGAACGUCCAUCAUGUUCGCAUUCCCGGAUCAGGCGACGGUCAAAAAGGUGAUCAAGGCGCUGCCCAGGGUCGGAGUUGGCAUCAAGUACGGCAUCCCGCAGACCAGACGGGCCUCCAUGAUGUCGCCGCGCCAGCUGAUGCGCAAUUCGAACAUGACGCAGAAAUGGCAGCGGCGGGAGAUCUCCAACUUCGAGUACCUAAUGUUCCUCAACACGAUCGCCGGGCGUACGUACAAUGACCUCAACCAGUACCCCGUGUUCCCGUGGGUGCUCACCAACUAUGAGACAAAGGAGUUGGACCUGAGUCUCCCUAGUAACUAUCGCGACCUCUCAAAGCCAAUUGGAGCUCUGAAUCCCAGCCGCAGAGCUUACUUUGAGGAGCGCUAUGCUAGCUGGGAGCACGAGUCCAUCCCACCGUUCCAUUACGGCACACAUUACUCCACUGCUGCAUUUGUACUGAAUUGGCUCAUCCGUGUGGAACCAAUGACGACAAUGUUUCUGGCACUCCAAGGUGGAAAAUUUGAUCAUCCUAACAGGCUGUUUUCAUCAUUGGCACUAUCCUGGAAGAACUGUCAGAGGGACACCUCUGAUGUAAAGGAACUCAUACCAGAGUUUUUCUUCCUUCCGGAAAUGCUAGUGAAUGCGAAUCGUUAUAGACUGGGCCAGCAAGAAGAUGGCACAGCUGUAGGAGAUGUAGAACUGCCUCCCUGGGCUUCAUCUCCUGAAGAAUUUGUUCGUAUCAACAGAAUGGCCUUGGAAUCUGAAUUUGUGUCCUGCCAAUUGCACCAGUGGAUUGACCUCAUUUUUGGAUAUAAACAGAGAGGCCCUGAAGCUGUCAGAGCAACAAAUGUCUUUUACUACUUGACAUAUGAAGGAAGUGUGGACAUGGACAGUAUUAGUGAUCCAGUAAUGAAAGAGGCCAUUGAAAAUCAGAUUCGUAACUUUGGCCAGACACCUUCGCAGCUUCUAAUGGAGCCACAUCCUCCUAGGAGUUCUGCAAUGCAUCUGUCUCCAAUGAUGUUCUCCAGCAUCCCAGAAGAUGUCUGCAUGACAAUGAAAUUUCCAUCUAACUCACCUAUUUGUCACAUUUCGGCAAAUACAUAUCCCCAGUUGCCACUUCCGUCCGUUGUCACUGUGACUGCAAACCAGCAGUUUGCACUAAACAAGUGGAACACCAGCUAUGCAGCAUCUGUUCAGUCCCCAAGCUACGCUGAGACUCCACAGACACCCACAGCAAAUCUUCCACUAUCAAUGGACCCUGUACUUUCACAAUCAGGCAGCAGUUCAAAUCCAGCCAUGAGAAGACAUCUUGGUGAUAACUUUAGCCAAAAGAUACGGAUACGUUCCAACUGUUUUGUAACAACAGUAGACAGCCGGUUUCUUGUUGCUUGUGGUUUCUGGGACAACAGCUUCAGAGUGUUCUCUACUGAGACUGCAAAGAUAGUUCAAAUAAUUUUUGGUCACUAUGGUGUAGUUACGUGUCUCUCACGCUCUGAGUGCAAUAUUACAUCAGACUGCUAUAUAGCAUCAGGCUCAGCUGACUGCACAGUAUUGCUAUGGCACUGGAAUGCACGAACACAAACCAUUGUUGGGGAAGGUGAAGCACCUACGCCACGUGCCACUCUCACAGGCCACGAGCAGCCCGUCACCAGUGUCGUGAUUUCUGCCGAGCUUGGACUUGUAGUAUCAGGUUCAACAAAUGGACCUGUUCUUGUUCAUACAACAUUUGGAGAUCUUCUAAGGUCUUUGGACCCUCCUUCAGGAUUCCAGUCUCCAGAGAACAUAGCUAUGUCUCGAGAGGGUGUUAUAGUUGUCAACUACGAACGUGGACACAUAGCUGCAUUUACAAUAAAUGGAAAGAGACUUCGUCAUGAAUCACAUAAUGACAACCUACAGUGUCUGCUUCUGAGCCGCGAUGGAGAGUAUCUUAUGACAGGAGGAGACAAAGGAAUUGUGGAAGUGUGGCGCACAUUCAAUUUGGCCCUCCUGUACGCUUUCCCAGCAUGUGAUAGCAGCGUUCGCUCCAUAGCUCUUUCGCAUGAUCAGAAGUUCUUAUUGGCUGGCCUUGCAACUGGAUCCAUAGUGGUGUUUCAUAUUGAUUUUAAUAGAUGGCAUCACGAAUUCCAGCAGAGAUACUGAAAGGAACCUUUGUAUUGUGCUCAUUUACUUCUGAAAAUGUGGUGUUCCACAUUUAGCUGAAAAGCCUGUGGAAAUGAAAUUCUACUUCAUUUGUUGUUAUAUGGUGCAAAAUGCAUAAAUUUGUUGAAUGGUUAAGAUAGAAAUAUUUUUGAAAUGUGUGAUGCAUGGAAUCUAUAAGAGUAUUCCCAAUGGUGUGCUUCAGACAGUUCAUCCAGUGAUCUAUUUGUAUCACAGGGAUAAUUUUGCAAGAAUUUUUAUAUAAUGAUUUUGUAGCAACAUGUCAGUUCUGUUAGAAUGUUUACACCAAUUUAUGUGUGUUCAGUAUGGAAACUAUGUGUAUUACAAACUUUGCAUCUGAGAUGGAAAUGUGUGUGUAGGUGCAUAUUGGUUUCGUCACAAGGGAAUUUACCUUCCUGUUAUAUGACAUGUUGUCAGUCAUUUUACAUUUUCAAGGUAACAUAAACAGAGAAGAUACUAUUUUCAUUUACAGUUGAGUUCCUAAGCAUUAUAUAUUUUGAAUUUGAAUUGGAGUUGCAGUAUAAUGUUCACUAAGGCAUGGCAAAACCAUAUACAGAAAAAAAUAUUCUCUGGAACAUGUACAAAAGUAUUAUAUUCUGUUUCACAUUCCGUUAAGAGCAACAUUAACUGUAAAAAGAAAAGAAAAAGUGAAAAAAAAAGAAAAAAAAUGCUGAGUUAUAAGAUGUAGUGUUUGUGAAGCAAGUAGAAUGUGCAGUAGUGUAUCGACACAAAAAUUCAAUUUUUGCCAGUUUCUGAUCAUGUGUCAUAAUUUGCUAAGAAACUGGGGAAUAAUAAAGCCAUACCGAUGAAGAGAAAUGUAACAAUAAAUUUAUUUUAGGUAAUUUGAAAUUUUUAAUACAUUUCUGUGAAGCUUUGGCUUUAAAUAUGUGUUUACACAUGAAGUGAACCAUUCAUUGUGUUUAAAGGAAGGCAAUUACAUUUGCGAAUGCUGAGACAUUGCUGUUUGAUUGUGAUUAUAUUAUGCUUGAAAUUGGACUGUACAAAUAUUAGCUAAUGCAGCUUUGUCCAAUGUUUCAUAUAAAAUAUUGUGAUACAGAACAUUGACAGAAUCGAGUAUUUUAUUGUCUGUACAUUCCAAGUGCUGUGAUUAUUUUCUUUACUCUUAGCUAAGGAAGAGAAACUGUGCUACAGCGGUUACAUGUCAUAGCAACUAUGUAAAUCUGUACAUAUUUCAAAUUUUGCAAGUACUUAAAUGAUGUCACACUAUAGAAAUAAGUGAAUUCAAUUACUAAGUUAACUUGAAUGCGUUUUCAGUUUGUUAAACAGGGGAGAACAUGUUUUAAAGAAUCUGAAACACUUUUUUUAAAAAAAUUUAUUAGUGAUAUGAUAGAGAUAUUGUGGCACAAUAAUUUCUGGGAUGGAACUGUUGGUAAAUACUACUCUGAGUACUGUACUUAAGACCACAUCACCUUGAGUUAUGACUAGCUUUAUUUUUACACCUUUUCUCUCUCCAAAGCGUGUUUUUUUUUUUUUCACCAUUCCUCAACUGUGUUGUCACUUGUCAUUCUGAAAGUAUUCUGCCAUUAAAUUUGCUUUUCUAAUGUGUUCACAUCUUGGUGGUUGGAUUGAUAUUUCAAUUGUGGUUAUGGGGUUUGUGCACCAGUGGUUUUAGAAUAAAAAAUGUAGUUGUAGUGUACUAAACACUAGUAGUGUGAAUUCCAUUUUUAGGAAAACAACAGCUGCCAAAUUUUGUAUCUCUUCCCAGAUUCAUGGAAGAAAUCUUGUUGUAUUGUUCUACAUAACUAAUUGCCUCUGCUUUUCAAAGUUCAGAAAGAAAAACCUCUGCAAAGAAAUUCAUUGUUCCCAUAUUGUUAUUAAUUUUAAAGUAUUUGAAGCAGUACUUAAUUGUAUUUUGUACAUUGUAAUGUGUUGUGAGAAGUCAACUAAAAUAUGUACUUAAUUUAAAAAUUAGUUUCUUUAGUUUGUUGUAGAUGCAGUAGAAAAUUUUAUGAAAUUGUAAAAACUUUCACAAUGAGUAUAAUUUGGUAUUAGGUUUGGUGAGUGGACAGUGUGUUUGUUAUAUGAUUUAUAAUGAUAAAAUGUAGCAAGACUAAAUUCUUUGCCCUAGCAAGCAACUAAACAAUGAGAAAAGAGACGGAGACAUCUUAAUUUAAAAACAACACACUUCUUUACUCUCCAGAUCUAAUAAGGCAUUUGCUCAGUAACUUGAUAUAAAUGAAUAAAAUAUGAUUCAAAUAUGUUG
This is a messenger RNA of Schistocerca gregaria, 12013 nucleotides long. It is a transcript of the gene rg, whose product is annotated as neurobeachin. The coding region runs from base 145 to 9771 and encodes 3208 amino acids. The record is from RefSeq and is a predicted model, not a curated record. Lineage: Eukaryota; Metazoa; Arthropoda; Insecta; Orthoptera; Acrididae. Gene Ontology annotation, molecular function: protein kinase binding. The transcript has 54 exons. Gene Ontology annotation, biological process: intracellular protein localization. Gene Ontology annotation, cellular component: cytosol; membrane.